Molecule: messenger RNA, 2742 nt
Organism: Propithecus coquereli (Coquerel's sifaka)
Lineage: Eukaryota; Metazoa; Chordata; Mammalia; Primates; Indriidae
Gene: AGGF1
Product: angiogenic factor with G patch and FHA domains 1
Exons: 14
Coding region: 385-2538 (717 amino acids)
Molecular function (GO): nucleic acid binding; protein binding
Source: RefSeq, a predicted model, not a curated record
CGCCCACCGCUGGAGCCAUUGUUUCCGGCUCAGCCCGGGAACUGCCGGAGCGUUUCUGUUCUGUGGUUUUCUGGCCCGCCUACUUUUCCAACGCUCCUCCCGCUGUCUCGGUCGCUGGGGAAGGUAGUUGCCAGUAAAGUUUUCCGAUUUCAAGGUCGCGCAGAUCGGGCAGGGCCGCCUUCCGUCCUCUCGGUCGUUGCCCGAAGCCGCGGUCGGCUACAGGCGACGAGUUUCAGGGCGUCAUGGCCAGGGGCCACCGCGGCCGGCCGAGUGUGAGGCCGCCUUUCGCUGCCCGCACGCUCCCGUGGCCUCUGGGUCCGCCGGCGCCCGUCUCGGCCUGAGCGCAGCCCCUCCGCGCCCGUGGGCCGCCUCGCGCCUGACCUCAUGGCCUCCGAGGCGCCGUCUCCACCGCCGUCGCCUUCGUUGUCGCUGUCGCCGCCCACCUCCCCCGAGCCUGAGCUAGCCCAACUGAGGCGGAAGGUGGAGAAGUUGGAACGCGAACUGCGGAGCUGCAAGCGGCAGGUGCGGGAGAUCGAGAAGCUGCUGCAUCACACAGAGCGGCUGUACCAGAGCGCCGAAAGCAACAACCAGGAGCUCCGCACGCAGGUGGAAGAACUCAGUAAAAUACUCCAUUGUGGGAGAAAUGAAGAUAAUAAAAAGUCUGAUGUAGAAGUACAAACAGAGAACCACACUCCUUGGUCAACGUCAGAUUAUUAUUAUCAGACCUACUAUAAUGAUGUUAGUCUUCCAAAUAAAGUGACUGAACUUUCAGAUCGGCAAGAUCAAGAUACUGAAGCUCCUACUUUUAAUUCUAAAGACCAGUUACAAAUAGAAAAUGAUACAUACACUGGUACUGAUGGAACAGAAAAUGUUCAAUACAGACAAGACCAUUUUGCCUCAAAUUCCCAGGAGCCAGUGUCUGCAUUAGCAACAGAAGAUACAUCUCUAGAAGGUUCAUCAUUAGCUGAAAGUUUGAGAGCUGCAGCAGAAGCUGCUGUGUCACAGACUGGAUUUAGUUAUGAUGAAAAUACUGGACUGUAUUUUGACCACAGCACUGGUUUCUAUUAUGAUUCUGAAAAUCAACUAUAUUAUGAUCCUUCCACUGGAAUUUACUACUACUGUGAUGUGGAAAGUGGUAGAUAUCAAUUUCAUUCUCGAGUAGAUUUGCAACCUUAUCAGACUUCUAGCACAAAACAAAGUAAAGAUAAAAAAUUGAAGAAGAAAAGAAAGGAUCCAGAUUCUUCUACAACAAAUGAGGAAAAGGAUUUGAAUUCAGAAGAUCAAAAAGUCUCCAGUGUUGAACAUAUAAGCUGCAAUGAGGGAGAAAUUUUUCCAAAGGUGAAAAAGAAGGCCAAAAUAGACAGUCAUUACAAAAAUAGUCCUGCAGAAUUCACUAUUCCAGUUAGUGGAAACACUGCAGAAUCUCCUCUUAAUGAAAGCAUCUCUAAUUCAGCUUCACUUAAAGAUGAAGAAAUCACAGAGACUGAUAGUGAGCCAGAAGAAGGUGAAAUUACAGACUCUCAGACCGAAGAUAGUUACGACGAAGACAUUACCAGUGAAGACCAUGUGACUGCUGAAGAUACUGAGGAUGAAGAUGAAGAAAAAAUUUGGCCCCCAUGUAUUAGAGUAAUUGUUAUUAGAUCACCAGUAUUGGAGACAGGAUCACUUUUUAUCAUUACUGCUGUAAACCCUGCUACAAUUGGAAGAGAAAAAGAUAUGGAGCAUACUCUCCGAAUCCCUGAAGUUGGUGUCAGUAAGUUUCAUGCAGAAAUUUAUUUUGACCAUGAUUUACAAAGUUAUGUCCUUGUGGAUCAAGGCAGUCAAAAUGGCACAAUUGUUAAUGGAAAACAGAUUCUUCAGCCAAAAACUAAAUGUGAUCCUUAUGUACUUGAGCAUGGAGAUGAAGUGAAAAUUGGAGAAACCGUGUUAUCCUUUCACAUUCACCCUGGCAGUGAUACCUGUGAUGGCUGUGAACCAGGGCAGGUUAGAGCUCACCUUCGCCUGGAUAAGAAAGAUGAAUCUUUUGUUGGUCCAACAUUAACUAAGGAGGAAAAAGAGUUGGAAAGAAGAAAAGAAUUAAAAAAAAUACGAGUAAAAUAUGGUUUACAGAAUAUAGACUAUGAAGAUGAAAAGGCGUUGAAGAAUCCAAAAUAUAAAGAUAGAGCUGGAAAACGUAGGGAGCAGAUUGGAAGUGAAGGAACUUUCCAAAGAGAUGAUGCUCCUGCGUCUGUUCAUUCUGAAAUUACUGAUAGCAACAAAGGUCGGAAGAUGUUGGAGAAGAUGGGUUGGAAAAAAGGAGAGGGACUGGGAAAGGAUGGUGGAGGAAUGAAAACUCCGAUCCAGCUUCAGCUUCGGCGAACGCAUGCAGGCUUGGGGAUAGGCAAACCAUCCUCAAUUGAAGAUGUUCAUCUUCUCCAAAGCAAGAGCAAAAAAAACUGGGACAAAGCACGAGAGAGGUUUGCUGAAAAAUUCCCAGAAACUAAACCUCAAAAAGAUGCAUCAGGGACCAUGCCUUGGGUAAAAGGGACUGUAGAAUGAUGGUUAAUCAUAGAACAGUAUUUAAUCUUUUUUGAAAAAGAGUUUGGAAACUCUUCUUUUAUUGCAGAACUUUUCUCCCCAAAAGAUUCAGUGGCACAAGGGAACUGUGUCACAGUUUACCCUCUCAUGAUUCAGAAAUAUGUAAUAAAGUGUGGUUUGCAGCUUUUAAAAACCAUUUUUUAAAACUAAAUAAUAGUGACUGAA